GCUUUAAGGGGAGGUAUCCCUAGAGAAAAUCGAGUUUUAGGUCUAGGAUAUCGAUUUUUAACUAAUAACAUAAUUAAGUAGAUCAACCAUUUUUCAUUACAUUACAAUCAUUUUUAUUGCUUAAAUCUGUGUCUAAAACAUGUUUUAUGUUGUUUUUGUAAGGCCUAUGAGACAAAAUUUUUAUAAAAUUUCUUGAAAAGUACAAAAAUGGCCCUUGGUUACGCCAUCUCUAUUAUAAGCAAAUCAUUGUUUGACUAUCGAUGUUUGGUAUGGUUUUUUUCCUCACGAUCUCUAGUUUUAUAAAGACGCCUCGUUUUCGCUCUAUGUUUCAUUCAAUUUCGGUAAUGAUCGGAAAUCUUCGGUCAACUUUUGAAGCAAAUUAGAUUAUUUUUAGCCUUGCUAAUAAAUAAAGAAACGCCAUUGGUUGAUUUUGCCCCCGUGGUCGGAAUCCCCGUAACUACUUUUGUUAUUUCCGACUAUCGAUAAUAGACUUUUUUUCAAUGGCGAAGUCUACACGUUGACUUUCUUUUCUGUUCAUGUGUGCAUUUUCUUAUUUAUUCAACAGUUACAGUAUAUAUAUUUCUUUUUUUAUUCAUCAAAUAUUCUAGAUCUGCUUCACCUUGUUUUUUAUAAAUGGCUAGACUCAACAAAAGGCUAGCUCAAUUGAAGCAAGCUCGAAUGAGUCGCAAAUUAGAUCUAGAAAGAGUUACUGGUAAAUCUAAGACUCUAGUCGAUCUAGAUAAAUCUAGUACUUCCACAACAAGUUCUAGGUCUAUAUCUUCAUCAACACCUAGCCCAACUAGAUCUAGAUCUGAUUCAUCUUCUGGACAUAAUAUUACGGCAGCAGUUGAAAUUGAGAAUGUGUCUACCGAAGCCAAUAAAAGUGAGGCAUUGGCAUCUAGAUCUAAGUCUAGUAAACUUCAUUUAGAUCUCAAUACCAGGAGUAAAAGUAAAAUUAUUGACAUUCCCAAAUUAGAUGUUGAUAAUUUAAUAUCCACCACUCCACACACUAACAGAACAAUAGUUGAAUUUGACCAACUUCAGGCCCUUAUACAGCCUUUACUUUGUCCUGGCUGCAAUAAGUCUUCAUUAAAAUUAAAUUCUGAUGAAAAAUGUCGCAAAGGCCUGUCUGUUAAACUUAGCAUUAACUGUGAAACAUGCAGGACAGUUGUAAGUAGCAACCAUACAUCAGGUUAUUCUAAAGAAAAUAAAAGAUAUUCUGUUAACAAUUCUGCAGUUCUAUCAUCAAUCUUAUGUGGAUUAGGUUCCUACACAUUUAACAAACUGUGUGAACAUUUAGACAUACCUGGAAUGUGUAAAAAAAACUUUCUAAAUAUUACUAAACUAAUUUACAAUAAAGGUGAUGAUAUCCGACAGGCCCUAGAACUUAAAACUGUUGACCUUAUUCGUCGAAAGCAUGCGGAGGAAAGUGGAGUUUCUAUAAACGAAGAAGAUAUCAUUGAUAUUGAUGUCUCAUAUGAUGGCUCGUGGCUAACCAGAGGACACACUUCACAUAUUGGAAUUGGAUGUGUUGUUGAUGUGUUAACAGGAUAUGUUUUGGAUUUCCACAUAGUUUCAACAUUUUGUUUGGUCUGUCAAACCACUGGCAGAAAGAUUAAAGAAAAAUCCCCAUCACAGUAUUCAGAAUGGUUUGAAACACACAAGCCUUUUUGUGAAAUCAACUACACAGGUUCAUCAGCUAUGAUGGAAACACAUGCCGCAGAGGUAUUAUGGCUGAGGUCAGUUACAAAAUUUAAGCUUCGCUACACAUCAAUGUUAUCUGAUGGAGAUGCUAAAUCUUUCAAAAGAGUAACUGAACUUAAACCUUAUGGUGACAUUCCCAUAGUAAAAGAAGAAUGUGUCAACCAUGUUGGUAAAAGGAUGGGAUCUGCACUUCGAAAUUUAGUUGCUGAUUGUAGCAAAAAAGGUACUUCUCUUGGAGGCAAAGGGCAUGGUAAACUAACUCAAAACACUAUAAAAAAGUUAACACUUUAUUACUCUAGAGCCAUUAGAAAGCAUAAAAAUGUUUCUGAUAUGCAGAAAGCUAUAAUGGCAUCUCUUUAUCAUUGCUUGUCAACUGACAAAUCACCGAAACAUCAAUUGUGUCCAACUGGAUCUGGCUCGUGGUGCUUCUACAAUGCUGCUGUUGCUAAAAAUGAGACUCCUGGUCCACAUAGCAAGCUUCUCUGCACUCCUCUAAAUUAUAAGCUACUAGCUGACCACUUAAAACCAAUAUAUAAACGCCUCUCCGAGCCAGCCCUCUUACAACGUUGUUUGCUAGGUGCUACCCAAAACGCCAACGAGUCUUUGCAUUCCAAGAUUUGGAGUACUUGUGAUAAAAAGAAAUUUUCUUCUUGGAACAAGGUAACAUUUUCAGUGAUAUCCUCUAUUUAUGACUUUAACUUUGGAUUUGCUGCUUCAAAAAUAAUGAAAAAUAUUCUGUUCUGCAAAAACACGUUUCAUGCCCAUCGUCUUGGUUUGAGUCGACAGAAUCAACGAUUAAGUGGGUCGGCGUAUAAAAAAAGUAAAGUGGUCAUGAGACGACUCCAGAUGAGGAAAGAUGCAAAAGCUCGAAGGGAACUUGAGUUAAGAGAUGCAGAGGGACCUACUUAUGAAGCAGGACAGUUUUAGCUGUUUUUUUUUCUGCUUUUUCUUCUUUUUUCAGAAAUCAACAAAUAUAAAUUUCACGUAGGUCAUUUAGCUGUACACAUGAUUUCUCCUAAACUAAUUGUUUGAUUUUAAUGAAAUUUGAAACACUUGUUCUAGACAUGAUAUACCUUACUUGUAUAAUGAAUUUUUGUGAAACUUUUUAAUACUUUUUACUAAGUUUUCAAAUCUAUACUUUAAACUCAUUUUUCUCAAAAUGUUACUUUUUGCACAUAUCAUUAUGCCUUACUAGGAAUUUCUCCUAAACUACUUGAUAGAUUUCAAUGAAAUUUGAAACACUUCUUAAGGACAUCAUUUACUUUACUCGUACAAUGAGUUUUUUUCAAACUUUUAUUUACUUUUUUUUUUAAAGUAAUUUUAAUUAAUAUUUAUCCUGUUUUUUAUGCCUAAAAUAUAACUAAAAAUUCAAAAAUUUGUAAAAAAAAAAACAUACUUAAAUCUUUAAUUCUGACGUUGUACCAAUUUAGAGGAUCCAUUUCUCUUAUCUUUAAAUUCAAUUUCAUGUAAUUUUGAUCAAUAGUUUUUACAAAAUUCAGAGUUUUAAUUUGUAUACAAUAAACAAUAUGGCCGCCGUUACCAUGGCAACCAUCAUUCAAACAACUUUUUUUUUAGCAUUAUUUAUUUUAGAAUAUCAUUAUAUGUUACCAUAACAAAUUUCAAAGGCCUAGCUUCAGAAAUAAGAAAAAUAAGAUUUUCAGGGAUACCUCCCCU
This is a messenger RNA of Biomphalaria glabrata, 3378 nucleotides long. RefSeq lists its product as uncharacterized. The transcript is spliced from 2 exons. NCBI's taxonomy places the organism in Eukaryota, Metazoa, Mollusca, Gastropoda, Planorbidae. The record is from RefSeq and is a predicted model, not a curated record. Bases 634 to 2631 code for a protein of 665 amino acids.